AAAAUUGAACUGCGUUUGUAAAUUCUUAAAAUAAUCAUAAAGCGUUUACACAUAUAACAAAUUGGCAAAAACUUUGCUGAAAAACAGAAAAGCAAAAUAGCCACACAGAGAAGCCGCCCAUUGAAAAAAGCAAAGCAAAUCAAAUCAGCAGAUACUAGGCAACAACGUCGUCGUCGUCUAACCAAAUAAUUAGUUAAACUAAAUCAAUCAAACGAAGAGAAGAAGGGAAUAUGUCUGUGAUUGGCAUCGAUUUCGGUAACGAGGGCUGCUAUGUGGCGGCGGCCAGAUCCGGCGGCAUCGAGACUCUUGCCAAUGACUACAGUCUGCGUGCAACCCCCUCGUUUGUGGCCUUUGAUGGGAAGAAGCGCAUCAUUGGCGUUGCCGCUAAGAACCAACAGGUGACCAACAUGAAAAACACAGUCGGCGGCUUCAAGCGUUUACUUGGCCGCAAAUUCAAUGAUCCACAUGUACAACACGAACUCAAGAGCAUUCCAGCGCGCGUGGAGGCGCGCAAUGAUGGCAGUAUUGGCAUCAAAGUCAACUAUUUGCACGAGGAUCAGCAUUUCUCGCCGGAACAACUGACGGCCAUGCUCUUCACCAAACUGAAGGAGUCCUCGGCGGCCGCUAUGCAAACGCAGGUGAAUGACUGUGUCAUCACCUGUCCUGUCUUCUUUACGAAUGCGGAGCGUCGCGCCUUGCUGGAUGCCGCACAAAUCGCCGGACUCAAUGUGCUGCGCCUGAUGAAUGAGACAACGGCGACGGCGCUGUCCUAUGGCUUCUACAAGAACGAUCUGUUGGAGGAUAAGCCUCGCAAUGUGAUCUUUGUUGAUUUAGGCCACUCGUCGCUGCAGGUCAGCGCCUGUGUGUUCACCCAGGGCAAGCUAAAGAUGCUGGCCAGCAGCUGGGAUCAGAUCGGUGGACGGGACAUAGAUCUGGCGCUGGCCGAAUACUUCACCAAGGAGUUUCUCGAACGCUAUAAGAUUAAUGCCAAGACCAAUGCACGCGCCAAUUUACGUCUGCUGACCGAAAUCGAGAAGCUAAAGAAGCAGAUGUCUGCCAACAGCACCAUGCUGCCACUAAACAUUGAAUGCUUCUUGGAUGAUGUCGAUGUCAGCUCCUCAAUGCAACGUGCCCAAAUGGAGGAGCUCUGCGCUCCAAUCUUUCAACGAGUGGAGCAAACCUUUAAGAGGCUGCUGCAAGAGUCCAAGCUGUCAUUGGACGAAAUACAUUCGGUGGAAAUUGUUGGCGGCAGCACUCGCAUACCAUCCAUCAAGCAGCUCAUUGAGCAGGUCUUCAAUAAGCCGGCUAGCACCACACUCAACCAGGAUGAGGCUGUAUCUCGCGGCGCAGCUCUUCAGUGCGCCAUUAUGUCGCCGGCUGUGCGUGUCCGUGAAUUUGGAGUGACCGAUAUACAAAACUAUGCCGUCAAAGUUCUCUGGGAUGGCGAUGGCGCCUCCUCGAAUGGUGAGGUUGAGAUCUUUCCGCAAUUCCAUCCGUCACCGUUCAGCCGCUUGGUGACAAUUGCUCGCAAAGGACCCUUCAAUGCGUCCAUUGUGUAUGGUCAGCAGGUGCCGUAUCCGGAUCAAACCAUUGGCGUCUGGAAAAUCAAGGACGUGAAGCCGACGGACCGUGGCGAGAGCCAGGACGUUAAACUGAAAGUGCGCAUCAAUCAGAAUGGCAUCGUAUUGAUUUCAUCGGCUACACUUAUCGAUCGUAAGGAGCAGGAAGAGGCUGCCGCUGCUGGGGAGCAGGCUGCUGCCGAGGAGAAGACUGCCGGCGAGCAAGCGGCACCCAAUGCUGGUGGCGAACAAAUGGAUGCCCAACCGGAGGCAUAUUGUGAGAAUGAGGAUGAUAAUAAUACAUCAACAGCCUCAUCACCUGGCGGACAAGGGUGGGCACAACGGGUCAAGGGCUGGUUUGGUUCGGGCACCGACAAGACCAAGAAGAAGUCCACAAAGGCCGUUGAGCUGCCAAUGGACGUGGCUACGCAUGGCUUCAAUCUAGCCGAGAUGGCCAAUUAUUCGCAACAGGAGACUAAGAUGAUCACCAACGAUCAGAAGGAGACGGAGCGCAUCGAUGCUAAAAACGGAUUGGAAGAGUUUGUUUACGAUAUGCGCAACAAGCUGCUGGGCGGACCACUUGAGCGUUAUGUGGUCGAUUCGGAGCGCGAAGCGAUUGUGUCGCAGCUGAAUGAUCUCGAGAACUGGCUAUAUGAAGAUGGUGUGGACUGCGAGCGUGAGACUUACACCAGCCGACUCACGGCGUUGCUGCAAAAGACCGAUCCCAUCCGGCAUCGCGCACACGAUUUCGAGCAGUGUCCAGCUGUUUUCGAGGAGCUGAAGAACAGCAUCGCUUGGGCCCGCCAGGCCGUCACCGAGUUCCGCAAGGGAGUGCCCAAAUACGAUCAUCUGACGGAGACCGAGUUCAUCAACAUUGCCGAAACUGCGGACAAGGCGCAAAAGUGGCUAGAUACCAAUCUGUCGAAGUUCACGCAAUCUCCUCGCACCGCUGAUAGUCCCGUGCAGCUUGCAGCUCUGCGCCACGAGGUGCAAUCAUUGAAUGCCUGCGUCAACUCGGUCAUUACGCGCGCGAAACCGAAGCCAGCUCCUGCUAAGACAACGACUCCGCCCAAGGAUACCGCGAAUGCGGAUCAAAAUGGUGGCGAUCCAAAUUCGGCUGCUGCCGGCGACAAAAUGGAUGUGGAUGGCAACAAUGCGCAGAAUGCGGGCGUCAAUGAUCCAUCCAUGGAUGUGGAGUGAGCUGUGCUCAAUGUGCGUCGUCUCGUCGGUAAAGAGUAUAUUCAAAAAUAUAUAUAUGGUAUUGGCUAACGGUAAACAAACAACAACAACAUCAACUACAUCAACAACAACAAAAACAAGAAAACAAAUUUAACUUAACGUAUACAAGAACAUGAAACAAACAACAAAACAACAAUUGUAUAUGCACUUUUGCUUUUUCGAAGCAUCAGCAGACAAACUGGCAAACUGUAAACAUAAGCUACACGUGUAAGCGAAUAAAACAAAGGAUUAUGAUUUGAUUAAAUGCAGCAACAGAUAACGGUAGAGACAGGCAAUGAAUAGUAGUGGCAGGCAGCGCUGAAUGGAUGUGGAUGCAACAACAACAACAAAUUAAUAAAAAAGAAACAUUUUCUAAUCGACAAUUUUUUGCAUAUAGUUGAAUAAUAACAAAAGCGACACUAAAUGAAUGGAAUUCAAAUAAUCAAAUAAAAUUAUAAUGAUGAUUCCGAAAAGCACGAAAAAUGGGUUUCAUUUUUAAAUCGGUCACAUUGACUACAAUGUGGGGGUCUGAAAUUUCCCUAUUCACAUAUUCAAGAUCAAAGACGUAUGUAUUUUAUAGGUUUAGGAUAUAUGUAUUAUAAGCAAAUAAACAAUCUGUUUUGUUUCAUUGCCAAUAUAAACAUUUUCUGGGAAAUUGAAAUUGUUGGAAUGCCCAUUAAGUGAGAUUCAUAUAUGCACGCAUAUAUGCAUAUAUAUAUAUUUAUAUUCUUGAAGAGCAACGGUUUAGGUAUAAAAUGUAGAAACGUUCAUAAAUAUUCCAUUCACGUUUUGGCUGCUGAACAUAUCGCAACAAGUUUAAAGAAAAAAUCAAAUUAUUAAAAUGAAAGUCAUUGUAAUUUUACUAAUUGUCAUGCAGGCAUAUUUAAUAAGCGCUGCAUCCACAAAUCUUUCGUUGAGCGAGUUAUCGGUCAAUUUGAAUAAACGUUGCGAAUCCUAUUGCCAAACUCUGAUGCAGAGUGAAGAUGAACCCGAAAAAGAUAACAAAAUAAAGGAACUCGAAGCUAAGAUAGCUGAGCUUCAAGCCAAUUUGGCGGAUCUUAGUGAGAAGACAAGUGAAUAUGAGCAGAAAAUGAAAUUGGACGAUGAGCUAGUGGCACAGAUUAGUUCGAGAAUGGAUAACAUGAAAAAUAAAGUGCAACAAAUUGCACACAUCCACUCAAAUAAGAUGCCCACACAAAUGGAAAUCGAAGCUAAAAUCUAAAUAAAUUUAAAUAUUCUACAUUUAAACUUUGUUCUCUGAAAUGAUGGAAAAUACAUACGACACUUGUAGCAUAA
Molecule: messenger RNA, 4073 nt
Organism: Drosophila grimshawi
Lineage: Eukaryota; Metazoa; Arthropoda; Insecta; Diptera; Drosophilidae
Gene: Hsc70Cb
Product: heat shock 70 kDa protein 4
Exons: 8
Coding region: 231-2759 (842 amino acids)
Biological process (GO): protein folding
Cellular component (GO): cytosol; nucleus
Molecular function (GO): ATP-dependent protein folding chaperone; ATP binding
Source: RefSeq, a predicted model, not a curated record